Molecule: messenger RNA, 1647 nt
Organism: Neltuma alba
Lineage: Eukaryota; Viridiplantae; Streptophyta; Magnoliopsida; Fabales; Fabaceae
Product: NDR1/HIN1-like protein 13
Exons: 2
Coding region: 474-1217 (247 amino acids)
Biological process (GO): defense response to other organism
Cellular component (GO): plasma membrane
Source: RefSeq, a predicted model, not a curated record
CCCUCUCUCUCUCUCUAUCUGGAACUUCCUUUGUCUUCUUCUCAUUCUCUCGUGACCCAACUCAGCAUCCUCUUCCCUCAUCAUCAACUCUCAUUUUCCCAGAUUCAGAUCUAUCUCUUCCUCAGUAUUCUUCCAUUUUCACAUUACUCCUCUCCCUUUCUCUUCUCCUUCAUACUCUGCCCUGUUUCGUUCACUUUCUCCUUUCCCUUUCCCACCCAAUCAAUCCUCUGUUUUCUUCUCCAAUUCCCAUCUGAAACACCCCUUACUCAGAACUAUCGCUCUCUGCUUUGAUUUUGAUUCUCCAUAACUCUGCGUCUUUUGAACCUGAAAUUCUGAUUCUGUUCGAUCAUCGUUCAUUCAUUCCUUUCAUAAUCUACUGUUGCUUUCUUUUCAUAACCGUCACUACCGCCUGCUGAAUUCUUAUUGACUUUACUGAUUUGUUUCCUCGAUAAUCCAAACUCUUAACGGACUCAAUGGCUUCACCGCCAUUAAAACCUGUGCUUCAGAAGCCACCAGGUUACCGAGACCCGAACAAUCCGCAACAACCAAAACCGAGACCGCCGUUAGCUCGAAAACCCGUUCUCCCACUCUCCCUUCGGUCCAAGAAGCAGCGCCGCCGACGCUAUUGCCGGAAGUGCUGCUGCGUCUUCUGCGUAUUCAUCCUCAUCCUCAUCGUCGCCCUCAUCGUUGCUGCCUCGCUUAUCUACAUCGUCUACGACCCGCAGCCGCCAGUUUUCCAUCUCCAGUCCUUCCGAGUUAACAGGUUAAACGUCACCCAGAAGACUGACGGUGUGUACCUCGAUGCCAGCACGGUGACGAGGGUGGAAGUGAAGAACCCGAACAGCAAAAUCCAGUGGUAUUUCGGCCAGACGAUGUUCGGGAUUUCGACGGACGAUGGGAAUGUGAAUCUCGGGGAGAAGACGAUUCCAGCAUUCUCGAUUAAGGCGAAGGAGGUGACGCUUCUGAAGGCGGAGACAAGGGUGAAGGAUCAGAUUUUGCUGGAUAGUGAGGGGAAGAAUCUCAGGGGAAAGUUUCGAAGCAGAGAGUUCGUUCCCAGUGUGGAGGUUCAAACCAGAGUGGGGAUGAGUGUGCAGAGCUUAAAGAUAGGAACUGUGGGGAUCAGUGUGGUGUGUGGAGAAGUGACAUUGAAGAAACUUGAAGGUGGAGCGAUGCCCAAAUGCACCAUCACUUUGCUCAAAUGGAUCAAGAUACAGUGAGCUGGCCACUACUUCUUUUUAACAGUGAAAGGUUUUACUACAGUACCUCGUGUUGCUCUGCAACAAGCAGUUCUGAAUCAGAAUCAGAACCGAAGGGGAUUGUAGAUCUAAAGAAAAUUCCAUACUUGUUCUUUUUGGUGUUUUACAAAAGUGAAAGUAAUAAGUUUGUAAAAUACUUUGCUUGGAGAAGGAUAAAAAGGGUCACAGUCAAAGAAGAAGAAGGGUAUCAUCUGCAGGAAUUCAAGGUACUGUUUGGUUCUUCUGGUUGUGCAGUGGGGUUGUUACGGGGUUUAUUAUACAGGGUGAUUGAUUGAUUAUAUUGUAUUUAAUGUUUAUAUUAUAAUUUAUUCGUUUGCUUGUUUAUCUCAAGGGAUUGUUGAUAAGCAUUCAUCACUCAUUUUACAAUUGAAGAACUUCUUGUAUUCUUAAA